Molecule: messenger RNA, 1485 nt
Organism: Paracoccidioides brasiliensis Pb18
Exons: 2
Coding region: 1-1485 (494 amino acids)
Molecular function (GO): catalytic activity; molybdenum ion binding; pyridoxal phosphate binding
Source: RefSeq, a predicted model, not a curated record
AUGUUCACCCAACGAUUGGACAGUAUUUUCCUGCGGCUGCACCUCUCUGUUACCACCACCUUUCUCGCACUCAUCUACAUCCUCUGUCUCUCACCCAUAUUCCUUCUCUUGUCCUGGGAACUUUUGAGUCGUCGUGCAGCAGCCCGCGAACCCAAGGGAUGUCGAAAAUUGGGCUUGCAUAAUUUCUCGAACCUCAAUGAUGAGGGUAACUAUGACACGAAUGGAAGACGGAAGAGGAGGCAGAACCAGAAGAAUGAUGCAGGGAAGGGGCAAAUUCGUAUAAAGGCCCUGCUAGCGUACCCUAUCAAGAGCUGUGCUGGUGUUGAAUUCAGUAUUGCCCAAUUUGUGAGUACGGGCAUGGCAUAUGACCGCCAAUUCUGCUUUGCGGAGUAUAUGGAGACUCCACCAGCAGCAGCUGUGGCGAAACAACAACAACAACAAGAUAAACCAACAGGGCAAUGGAUAUGCCGCACAAUGCGCGAUGGGAAGUAUUCCAGAAUGGCCCUGAUCCGACCGGAGAUCUGGGUUCCGGACCCUUCAUCGCGCUCGUACUCAGUAAAUCACCCAGAUGUUCUCUCCAAAGGCGUUCUGGUAAUAAACUAUCCUCGUACCCCAAGCGGCACGGGUCUGUCAUCUCUAUUGAUAUCCAUCGGAAUGAAGUUGGGUCUCUGCUCGCGGGAAGAAUCCUUCCAUGUACCCCUCCACCCACCGCCAUCAAAUAGCAAAACAAGUACAUAUCCUUAUCGCCCGGUGCGUAUCUGGAAAGACAACCCAAUGGCUGUCGACUACGGAAAGCAUAUCCCGCCGUCUCUUAUUACGUUUCUCGAACCCUCAAGACCACUCACUCUUUUCCGAGUCGAUCCAGAGCAUCGUCGGAAUGUUUUCCGCUGCGCACCGCGCAAGGAGGCUCUAGGUUUUCAACCUACCACGGGGUUUGCGGAUGCAUACCCGCUGCACAUGUUGGGACUGGCCAGUGUGCGAGAGGUCGCGGAGCGGACGAGCCAUGCUAUUCCCAAGUUUUCAGUGCGUCGGUUCCGGCCGAACAUUGUUAUUGAGGGGAGCAAGGCAUUUGAAGAAGAUUCUUGGAAAUUAGUACGGUUUGUGUCCGGGCGUGGAAAUGGUAAAAGCCAAUUGCUCAAUGAGCAACUGGAAACCCAGCACCGCGGAAAUCAAGACGGCAUUAUGUCAGAGAUUCCCGAUGAUAAGCAACCCCACAGCCGCAAGGGUGGAGAUGGGGGGAUAGAGGUAUACACGUCAUGUCGGACAGUGCGGUGCCGGUUACCCAACGUAGACCCGAACACUGGUUUGAGACAUAGAGCUGAGCCGGAUAAAACGCUAAAGAGCUUCCGGUGUAUCGAUCCUGGAGAUGCCAACAAUGCAUGUUUGGGGAUGCAGUGCGUUCCUGCUGUGCAAGAAUUCACCCUCCGUGUCGGGGACGAGCUUGAAGUUCUCGAAACGGGAGAGCAUUUCUAUAUCAAGCAGUGA